This is a messenger RNA of Lodderomyces elongisporus, 717 nucleotides long. RefSeq lists its product as uncharacterized. NCBI's taxonomy places the organism in Eukaryota, Fungi, Ascomycota, Pichiomycetes, Serinales, Debaryomycetaceae. The record is from RefSeq and is a predicted model, not a curated record. The coding region runs from base 1 to 717 and encodes 238 amino acids. The transcript has a single exon.
AUGCUAAAGAAAAUCAGAAAGUACCACAAACUAUUAGACCACAAAUUGAGUUGGGCAACUGCAACAAAUGAUGGAGAUAAAGCAGGAGAAGAUAGGAAGGUAGAAGUAGAAGAAGAAGAACAUAAAGAUGAAAUAGGUCUACUUCAAAGUCAUAACCCAUAUUCAGAGAACUGGGUUGCUGAAAUUGGAGUAGAUAAAGAUGAAACUCUGUUUCAACCACAGGUGCAACGGCUACAAUCACCUUUACUGUUACCACCAUCUCUACCAACAGCAUUAUCAACAGCGCUAUCAUCACCACCACCACCAACACUAGCAUUUCAACAACUCCAUAGACGUAAUUAUACAAAUAUGGUUAAACAAAAGUUGCGGAAGUUCUUCAUGACAAAGAAAAGAUAUCGAAAAUAUUUAAAAAACAGAAUUAGAGUCAUUGCAUAUGAUACAACUGCUUUGCUUGAUUAUCAAAAUGUUGCACCUGCUCGACAUGUAACUACGAAUUUGGCUAUACCAGAGUUUACCCAUCAAUGUUUGAAACGAAUUGAGAAAGCUGACCUCGGUGUAAAUAUUCCACUACAGCAGCAACAUCCAUUUCGUUGUCCCAUCACUACAUCUUGUAAAUCAUCAAUAAACUCACUCUUUGAUAAGAGUGAUAAUGAGGGUAACUUAUUGUUCCGCGCUACUGGAGUCAUGACAGCCGAGUCUGCCAUGAGCAAUGGGUAG